Cucurbitaria berberidis CBS 394.84 is the source of this 3739-nucleotide messenger RNA. Its product is annotated as pre-rRNA processing protein Utp22. Gene Ontology annotation, biological process: rRNA processing; tRNA export from nucleus. The coding region runs from base 12 to 3611 and encodes 1199 amino acids. Gene Ontology annotation, cellular component: UTP-C complex; CURI complex; small-subunit processome. The record is from RefSeq and is a predicted model, not a curated record. The transcript has 2 exons. NCBI's taxonomy places the organism in Eukaryota, Fungi, Ascomycota, Dothideomycetes, Pleosporales, Cucurbitariaceae.
CGAUUACGAGAAUGGCGCUACCCGCAACGAAAAGACGGAAGCUGGAGCAUAGUGGAUCCGAGGACGAGAGUGAAGGGAGCUUUGCUGACUUCGACGAUGCCAAUGGUGUGCAGCUAGACGAAAGCGACGCAGAAGAAGACUUGGCCGACGGUAGCGAUGUGUCGAUGAACGGCGCGGAAGAAGUGGACAAUUCCGAAGACCUGAGUGAUGAAGAAGAAGAGGAAUCCGAUGAAGGAGAAUCUACUCAUAAGACCGAAAAACAAGCACCGGUUGCGGCAAUUACCAACGGAUCGAAGCCACACAAAAGACCUGCCACGAGCCUUCAAGAUGGCGUGUACACCGCGGAAACGUUCAAAUCGAACAUGUUCAAGCUACAAGUCGACGAGCUGCUAGAACAGAUCAAGCCAAAGUAUGGUAGGAAGGAAGCUCCGGCAGAGAAUGCUAUGCGCACACUCAAAACCAUCAUCGAACAGAUACCCAGCCGCGAUGCGCUUCCUAUUCCUGCAGCUGAGAAGACGCUCAAGUCCGCCGGUGUCACGAUUCCCUUCCCUAGUCCCCACCCACCGAAAGACGCAUUGUAUAAGCUGCAGUACGAGCGACCUGCGAGUGUAAACGCAACCGGGAGCUACCCGCUCAAAACCACAACUCGCGCCGAAGACGAGCUAUCGAUCGACCUUGUCGUUACAAUGCCGAAAGCUUUGCUCCAGGAGAAAGACUACCUCAACCAUCGAUACUUCUACAAGCGUGCAUACUACCUUGCCUGUGUGGCUGCUGGGAUAAAGGCAUCGAAGGAUCACAAGUUCGAUCUAUCCUUCGACUGUUUGAACGGAAACCAGCUUCAACCUAUCCUCGUUGUACGCCCAAGCGGCAACGGCGAUGCGGACGAUUUCUCAAGCUCAAAGUCUCAGAUUCACAUUCUAGUAACUCUGCCGGAGAAUAUAUUCCCGCAAAACAAACUCCUACCGAACUCGAACUGCGUGCGUCCGAAGGGAGGUGAGGACGAAGCGUCUAGCAAAGCACUCCCUGCCACGCCCUUCUACAACAACACCCUACAAUCGGACGCCAACAUUACUGCCUACCUCAAGCUACUUCAUGCCACUGCCUCUAAGGCCGAUGCAUUCAAAGAUGCCUGCAUACUUGGCCGUGUAUGGCUGAAGCAGCGCGGAUUUGGGAGCCGACUGCGAAAGGGCGGAUUUGGUAAUUUUGAAUGGGCUGCCAUUAUGGCCCUACUACUACAGCCAAAUGUGGGAACAGGCGCACAGUCUCUUGCUUCAGGAUACAGCAGCUACCAGCUCUUCAAGGCGACACUGCAAUUCUUGUCACGAGGAGAUCUAACAAAGAAACCCUUCAUCUUUCAGGCACUCAAUAUCACCGUCCCGAAGGUUGAGACCGCUCCUGUUGUCUUCGAUGGACCCCGAGGCCAAAACAUCCUGUUCAAGAUGACGCCCUGGUCAUACUCGAGGCUUCGACUUGAGGCAAAGGCCACCGUGGAUAUGCUAGGCGAGUCUGUGUUCGAUCAAUUCGAUGCAGCUUUUAUCCUGAAGACGGAGUUGUCCAAGUAUAGAUACGAUGCUACCCUCGAGGUGCCCCUUGCAGCCUUCGACCUUGCAACAAUAGACGAGUCUCGCGAUCAACGACUGAGAGAUGUGUGUCGGAAGAUAUAUAACACUUUGACAAGCGCGCUCACAGACCGAGUCAAAGCAAUUUCGUUUACAAUGCCUGAAGAAGACGUUUGGUCGAUUUCUUCACGGCGGGCUCACGAGAAACCAGGCAAGAGUAUCCUUGUGAACAUCGCAACAGAUCCAGCAAACGCCAGUCGGACCGUCGACCAUGGACCUUCAGCGGAGAACAAGCAGGAUGCUGCUGCUUUCCGCAAGUUUUGGGGCGAGAAGGCUGAGCUGAGGCGAUUCAAAGACGGUAGCAUCCUUGAGAGCGUUGUGUGGUCAUUUAAGGAGACUUCUGCAUCCGUCUUGGAGCAAAUCGUUUCCUACGUUCUCAAACAACACCUUGGAGCGCAGGUAGCAGAGCAAGCUACAUUCGUCAGUGACGCUUUUGCGCAUCUUGUAACUGCUGGGCGUAUCCAAGGAGCAUCGGGAGUUGCCCCUUUCCUUCCGAUCAUGAAUGCCUUUUCUGCUAUGGAGAAAGAUAUUCGCGACUUGGAGGACCUCCCACUACACCUUCGCCACAUCAGAGCUGCCGAUCCGCAACUUCGUUAUGCCUCUGUCGACACUCCGUCUGCUGGACAUCCUCCGGCGUCGGUUGUGCUUCAAUUCGAAGGCUCCGGACGCUGGCCUGAUGAUCUUUGUGCCAUCCAGCGAACAAAGAUCGCCUUUCUCCUACGACUCUCCGAACUUCUAUCAAACCUUGAGUCUGGUUAUGUUGCUCAUGUGGGUCUCGAGAACCCAUCGCAACCAGCUCAAAACCAAGCGUUCCUCGACGUCACUGUCUCUACGGGCUUCACGUUCCGUAUCCGUAUCUAUCAUGACCGCGAGGUCACGUUAUUUGAGCGCCAGCUCAAGGACAAGACCUUGGAUGCACCAUCGCGCGAAUCUGCAGCUGCAUCUCUCGCAUUGUACAAACGUGAAUUCAUCCAGUCACCGUUGCAUUCGCAAGUACUGCAAACACUCAGCACUCGCUUUCCCGCCUUAUCACCUGCGAUAAGGCUAACGAAACAAUGGUUCGCGACACAUCUACUGUCACCCCACUUGGCUUCGGAGCUGAUCGAACUCUUUGUUAUCCGUACGUUUCUACAGCCGCAUCCCUGGCCUGUACCAUCAACAGCGACCACCGGGUUCCUAAGGACACUCGCCUGGAUCAGCCGAUGGGACUGGAGGCAUGUUCCACUUGUAGUAGACUUCUCCUCAACCUUUUCAGCCAAUCCUGCUGAGCUAGCCAAAGCAACCUCUCAAGGAAUGAAGCCUGAGGAUCUCGAGAGACUACAAACGCGCUUCGAAGCAUGGCGACGAAUCGAUCCCGCGAUGAAUCGAGUCGUCCUUUUUGCUGCCACGAACCUUGAUGAGGAAGGCACGACGUGGACAGACAAAGCACAGCCAGAAAAGGUUGUUGCUGCGCGCUUGACGGCGCUGGCGAAGGCUGCCACGCAGGCUGUUCGCGCGGACGAGGAUCGUUUGUUAAGUCACAUCAAUGCCAAAGGUGCUGCAGGUAAGGAAGCGCUUAGUCCGGAAUCGCUAUUCAUUACGAAUGUCGAAGAGUACGAUAUCGUUAUCACUAUUAACGCGAAGCAUACGCUCAAGUCGAGUAAGAAGCGCAAAUCAGAACCCCACUUCAAGAAUCUAGACCUGCAGAAAUCGACCCGGUCUGAAGCUGCUUCUACUCCACUUCCGCAACUCUUUGCGCAAGAGCUGCUAGAGGUGUAUGGUGACGCCGUACUGUGGUUCUGGGACCCUCUGAGUCUGGAUAGAAUUGUGGGCUUGUGGAAUCCGGUGGUGACGGGACAGAGAAGUUGGAAGAUCAAGGCUGGAUGGAAUAGUGAGCCGAUCAAGAAGAAAGAUGGUGUUGAUAUCAAAGCCAAUAAGAUGGCUAUUGUAAAUGAAAUUAGGAGAUUGGGUGGAGAUAUGAUCAAGGGAAUUGUGACCAAGAGGUCAUCUUGAGUCGGAACUGGAGAUUGGGAAGAGAUCAUAUAGAUGAGACAAUAACAUAAUUCAUGGGACUUAAUCAGCUACUGCUAGCUUAAGGGAUCAACUUGCCGUCCCUUAGAUGAUGACGAGCUACAGAGAAG